AUGGGGGAGAAGCAGGCGAAGGACGCGGCGGCCGUGGCCGCGGGCGCGGGGGACCAAGACGACGGCACGGCGCCGGCGCCGCCGCUGGACGGCAUCCAGUACUGCAGCGAGCACCCCUACCGGCCCGCGACCGCCGCCGCGGCGGCGGCGGUCGCCGGCGGGGGGAUAUGCGCCUUCUGCCUGCAGGAGAAGCUCGGCCGCCUGGUGUCCUCCUCCAAGUCCAGCCCUUUCUUCCCGCUCGGCGGCCACCCGCCGCCGUCGGGGUCCCCGUCGUCGCCGCCGUCGUUCCGCCGCGCCACCGAGCCCCUGGCGCCGCCGCUCCACCCGUCCGGCGGCGCCUCGCGCAAGUUCAUGUCGUUCCACCGGAAGAAGACGCCCUCGUCGUCGUCGUCCUCCGCCGCCGUCUCCGUGGGGGGAGGCGGGCUGAAGCGGAGCAAGUCGGUGGCGCCGAGGCCCGAGCUGGAACAGUUCCCCUACUCGUCGGCGUCGUCGGCGUCGCUGGCGGCCGAGAGCCCGCGCAAGAAGAGCUUCUGGUCCUUCCUCUCCCUCACCUCCUCCGCCUACGCGCACCAGGCCGCCGCCUCCACGCCGUACGCCACCAAUGCGGGUGGCGCGGUCGCGCUCCGUGGGCUGCGGCAGCCGCAGCUUCUCCGGGACUUCCUGGAGCGCCUCUCCAACGGCUUCGGCGACUGCACGCUCCGGCGCGUCGAGUCCCACCGCGAGCCCAAGCCCCACAAGAUGCACGGCGGCGGAGGCCUGCACCACCUCGGCGGCGCUGGCGCAAACGACGACGAUGGCGAGGAGGACGACGUGUACGAGCACCAGCACCGGAUCAAGUGCGCGGGCUUCUUCGGCGCCCUGGGUCCCGCGUCGUCCUCCUACUGGCUCUCCGCAGCGGAGUGCGCGAGCGUCAGCAGCGGCAGCAAGAGGUCGUCCGGGCGGAGCCACCGGAGCUGGGCGUGGGCGCUGGCGAGCCCCAUGAGGGGCGCUGCGGCCGACGACGACCUCCACCUCCACCAAGACCAUCACCGUGGUGCCGGCCAGCCACGUGACCGUCCACGGCAACUCCUCGGCGUCGGCAUUGUCCAUACCAUCCCCGGCGCCACCACCGUCGUCGUCGUCAGAGGCAAAAGCAGCGGCAGCUCCAGUGGCGGUGAGUUGAAAUUCGGAGCUGGAACAUGGCCGGUUAAUCACCCCCAUCUCGUUGAAUUGCCUCGUAUAGAUCUCGUCCUCUCACCCCCCAGCCGUUCCUAG
Miscanthus lutarioriparius is the source of this 1254-nucleotide messenger RNA. The record is from the annotation of a GenBank genome assembly. NCBI's taxonomy places the organism in Eukaryota, Viridiplantae, Streptophyta, Magnoliopsida, Poales, Poaceae.